ACCAUGUACUUGCCAUUUUACCUCACUGGGGCUGAAGCUGUAUAAAGGUAACAGUUUGGUUUUAGUUUUGAAGAUCUUGCAAAAAGAUAGUCCCUCCUCUCUUCCUGGAAAAGCCAGACAGACCAGUUGGAUACCUUUCAGGCCUCAGCUCAGAACUUUAUUUGUUCAUCCCUCUGCCUUUUUAAAGUAGAAAGACCUGACACACUCUUAAGAACUGAGAACCUUAUUGAUUUAAACAAAUGGCUAAUCCCAAUGCUGUCAGCAAUGGACAUCUACAUUGUCAUCAGAAACGGAAUAAUCUCUUAAAAAGUGGAAUCUAUAAGAAAAAUGGAAUUGCUAAAGAAAUUAAGAAAAACGGCAUAUCAAAUGGAGGUCUCUACAAAAGGCCAUUUAAUGAACACUUUGAACAAGCACCAAUGUAUGUUGCUGUUUUGACUUAUGUGGGUUUUGGCGUUGGAACAAUAUUUGGCUACCUGCGAGAUUUUAUGAGAGCCUGUGGACUAGAAAGAUGUAGCCUUGCUGCAGAAAGAGAAGAACAGAAAGAUUUUGUGCCACUUUAUCAAGAUUUUGAGAACUUUUACACAAGAAACCUCUACAUGAGAAUACGAGAUAAUUGGAACCGUCCAAUCUGCAGUGUCCCAGGGCCACAGUUUGACCUGAUGGAACGUAUUACAGAUGAUUUCAACUGGACAUUUAGGUUUACUGGAAGAACUAUCAAGGAUGUAAUCAACAUGGGUUCUUAUAACUACCUCGGCUUUGCAGAAACAGAUGCUAAUGCUUUGAAAACAGUGGCAGAUGAAUUACAGAACUAUGGAACAGGAGUAUGCAGUACCAGGCAGGAAAUGGGUAACCUUGACAAACACGUAGAACUAGAGAACCUGGUGGCCCGGUUUCUUGAUGUGGAAGCGGCUAUGGUGUUUGGCAUGGGCUUUGCUACUAACUCUAUGAAUAUUCCGUUGCUGGUUGGGAAGGGUUGCCUCAUUUUAAGUGAUGAGUUGAACCACACUUCUCUUGUUCUUGGUGCAAGACUUUCCGGUGCUACCAUUAAAAUCUUCAAACACAACAACAUGCAGAGCCUAGAGAAAUUACUGAGGGAUGCAAUAGCAUAUGGGCAGCCUCGAAGUCGCAGAGCAUGGAAAAAAAUUCUCAUCCUAGUAGAGGGCAUUUACAGCAUGGAAGGUUCCAUUGUGCGCCUGCCAGAGAUAGUCGCCUUGAAGAAGAGAUACAAAGCCUAUCUCUACUUGGAUGAGGCUCACAGCAUUGGUGCUGUGGGACCCACCGGCCGGGGAGUCGUUGAAUAUUUUGGAAUGGACCCUGAAGAUGUCGAUGUAUUGAUGGGUACAUUCACCAAAAGCUUUGGAGCAGCUGGAGGAUACAUAGCUGGCAAGAAGGAACUUGUGGAUUUUUUACGAACUCACUCCCAUAGUGCUAUUUAUGCCACAUCUAUGUGUCCACCUGUAGCAGAGCAGAUCAUUAGGUCAAUGAAAUGUGUCAUGGGACUAGACGGAACAACACAAGGGCUUCAAAGAGUGCGCCAGCUAGGAGAAAACACAAGAUACUUCAGGCAGAGACUGCACGAAAUGGGUUUCAUUGUUUAUGGAAAUGAUGAUUCCCCUGUUGUCCCCUUGCUCCUUUAUAUGCCUGGUAAAAUAGGGGCUUUUGCUAGGCGCAUGUUAGACAAAAAUAUUGGGGUGGUUGUGGUUGGAUUUCCAGCUACUCCUAUCACAGAAUCGAGGGCUCGGUUUUGUGUGUCAGCUGCACAUACACGGGAGAUGUUAGACACGGUCCUGAAUGCCCUUGAUGAAUUGGGCGAUUUUCUGCAACUGAAGUAUUCACGGCAUUCCAGGUCAUCUCAUCCUGAACUAUACGAUGAAACAGGCUUUGAACUUGAAGAUUAAGUUUCCCACCCCUGAAGAGAACAUUAUGAUGUUACAAAAAAGAGGAAAAAGCCUAAGAAAUAUGAAUGCAUUUCUUCCUUUCUAAGGGCAAUUUUUAUUUCUCAAUUAAUUGAACCGAGGGGAAGCACUGUUGUUGCAUUUUACUGUAUCCAAUUUCCAUGUGCAAGAGACUAUUGCUACAGAUCUACUCCCAUGGAAUUAUAUGCUUUUUAAGGUAUUUUUUAUGCAAGCAGACUGUCCCCCAUUAGUCAAGUUGCCACUGUGCAGCCUUGGUGCCUUUUUAUGAAGAGGCUUUGGGUAGUUCUUAAUUCUGGUUGAAAUAAUAAAUUUGAAACCUGAAUGGAUUCCAGUGUAGUAUGUUAGCUUACAUGAAUUUCAGCUGUCAGACUGGAUGAUACCUAAUGCAUCAAUGUGGAUUGCCUCCGAGGAAAUGGCAGAUAAGGAUCUUCUUACCUAAUUUCCACAUUUUGAGUUCUCAAAGGACAGCAGGUGUCAGAAGGACAUACUAGCGCAUGAGAAAACGUUCA
Caretta caretta (loggerhead turtle) is the source of this 2425-nucleotide messenger RNA. RefSeq names its product serine palmitoyltransferase long chain base subunit 3 (gene SPTLC3). NCBI's taxonomy places the organism in Eukaryota, Metazoa, Chordata, Testudines, Cheloniidae. The record is from RefSeq and is a predicted model, not a curated record. Gene Ontology annotation, biological process: sphingosine biosynthetic process; ceramide biosynthetic process. Gene Ontology annotation, molecular function: pyridoxal phosphate binding; serine C-palmitoyltransferase activity. Gene Ontology annotation, cellular component: serine palmitoyltransferase complex.